AUGGGCUCGACUCAAUUCGGCAACUUCCACCUCUUCGCCGUGAACCAACCGCCAAAUAGCCCGUGGCACAGAUGUGCUCUGGACGGAAUUUCAUUGAGCGGGCAUCGUCACCUCGCCAAUCUCGGUAUGGGCUCAAUCUUUCCGCGAAAGAACUUCGUCAUUCCACGUGGAAGCAAGCGAUUAACGUGUCUGAUAGGAUCGAUCAUCCUCGCAUUCAUUUCGAUUCUGGUAUCAUUGGCCCUAUUAUGGAGGACGGACAAGAAGCAAGCCGCAGUCGGGCGCCGCGAAAUACAACUUUUUCUGGUCGGAUACAUCAUAAUUGAAAUCUGUGAGAUCUUCACAGUUGGUGGCAUUCCCCUCGAGGACUCAGUGCGAAAGGGAUUCUCGGCCGUGCACAUCGCUGCGAUAACUGCGACUUGCUGGAUUCUGCUAUUGAAUGCCUUGGUCGGAUACCAAUUGCUUGACGACGGCACUGCCGCGUCAAUCGGUCUCAUUGGCGGUUCAGCUGUGGUUUUGUUUAUCGGUACCGGCUACAUCUCGCUCGACACUGCUUUCGACUGGACCGGUCACUUCGAAAGCAGCCACUUCGGCAAUAACCGAAAUAUCGCUCUAUACGUGCUUUAUCAACUCUUCCCGCUUGUCUGCCUAUUUCUGUUCUACGUUCUCGAAGCAAUUCUAGUGUUGCGAGUGCUGGGAGAGAUCCGGCCUAUGAUCUACCUCAGUGGAGCGGGCCUGCUGUUCGCAAUUGGUCAGAUUUUCCAAUACGUGAUUAGCGUCCACAUUUGCGAAGGCACCAACGGCAAAAUCAAUGGCGCCUUAUUCGAGACUUUUUUCACGCUCCUUUCCGUUAUUGGAGUAUGGGCUUUCUGGAGCAGCAUCACAGAGGAUGACUGGCCACUUCCUCCUUCCGGAAACUACAACUAA
Messenger RNA from Penicillium chermesinum, 924 nucleotides. RefSeq names its product chitin synthase export chaperone. Bases 1 to 924 code for a protein of 307 amino acids. Gene Ontology annotation, biological process: protein folding. The record is from RefSeq and is a predicted model, not a curated record. The transcript has 5 exons. NCBI's taxonomy places the organism in Eukaryota, Fungi, Ascomycota, Eurotiomycetes, Eurotiales, Aspergillaceae. Gene Ontology annotation, cellular component: endoplasmic reticulum membrane.